Neopelma chrysocephalum (saffron-crested tyrant-manakin) is the source of this 3381-nucleotide messenger RNA. It is a transcript of the gene TMEM9, whose product is annotated as transmembrane protein 9. The transcript is spliced from 6 exons. Bases 1793 to 2368 code for a protein of 191 amino acids. Lineage: Eukaryota; Metazoa; Chordata; Aves; Passeriformes; Pipridae. Gene Ontology annotation, cellular component: lysosomal membrane. The record is from RefSeq and is a predicted model, not a curated record.
CACGGGGUGGGUGUGUGUGAGCAUCAUUCUAGGGGUUCAUUCCUGGGGGCUGCCACGCUCAGUUACAGCCCCAGGACCUUCACCUUCACCUUAACCACCCAUCUCCUUUUGGGCAGAUCCUUUUGGACAGACGGCUGCUGUGGGCUGGGCUCAUUGUCUGGAACACGGUAGCUUUAAGGCACGUGUGCACGUGCCCCUUUGCUGUCAGAGUCAGAAAGAACCACAGAUAAAUUAUCCUUUGUGUGGCUGCGGGUGUUUUACAGUUCACGGUGGGUGGACUCUGUCCAGGUGCCAUUCUGAGUUUUUAUUUAGGGUAGAACAGAUCACGUGUUUUCCCCUGCUUUUGUUAAAAUGGCAUUUAUGAGUUGACCAGAUGUUCUGAAUUCAAUUGAGAGGCUAAAACUCAAUUGCAGGCACCCGCCCCACUGUUGAGUUAAAAAUUCAAACCAAAGUGCAAACCCACGGACAGUGGGGGAUGUGCAGCUCAGCUCAGUCCUGUUCCCCACAUUUGUGAUGAGGACCUGAACUCUGACAUGCAGGGGAGUCUGCCAGGAAAGGACUACUGUUUGAGGAGAUUGCUGAAACUCUGGUGCAAAGGGUUAAUAAAUCCUGGGCCGAGGAGAUAGGACUGGAAUGCAUUUUGGUGGGUUUUGGCAGGCCAGCUUGUUACAAGUGGCUGGUGUUUUGUUUAGAUAAAGAAGAAAGGAACGUGGUGUUGGUAUUCCAUUAUGUGAGUUUAUAAUGUUGUUAAAGAUAAAGCAAAGAAUAUUGCAGUGAUGUAAAUCCCAAUGGAAUCAACAUCAGGUGAUGGAGUAGAAGUACCUGGAGUGAGCUGUGGGAUUAAUGUGGAGCUGAUUACUGAAGGUGUAAAUUCCCUUCCCUGAGGAAAGCUCUGCUGAAGUGGCUUUUCUGAGCUGUCCCAAGGUCCCCAAGACCUGCUCCUCCUUUUCUGCCCCUGAGGGUGAACACCAGCCUAAUCAAGGCCAGCUUGGCCUUGUGCAGAGAAAUUAAUAUUCUUAUGGACUUGUGCAAACACACAUCUCUGGAACAACUUUAUCCUUGCACAUGGGGGCUGGAACAAGAUGAUCCUUAAGGUCCCUUCCAACCCAAACCAUUCUGAGGUUCUGAAUUUAUCAAGCUGCCAGCUUGGAAUAAUUGUAAAAUCAGGAUUUUACUGAACAGGUAUCUUGGGCUAAAGGAGGUUUAGGAAUCAGUUUGGAAUACUUAGGAAUAUUCCACCCCUUUCCCAUGGCUUGUGGCUCAUGACAGGCAAAUACACUGGUUCCUUCAGCAGCAAAACUUUUGAGUAUCAGAAGAUGAGUGAUUUAACUUUCAUGACACAAAAGUUUAUUUAACUUUAUGACAGCAGUGAGGCCCCAGUGUGCUGCAAGGUCACUCUUGCUCCGUGGUUUUCCUGCUUCUGUAUUUUUUACUGAGCACAACUGUCAGCAGCAAAAUACCUGUUGCAGGGCUCCACAGCAGUAAGAGAGGGGGUUUUGUGCAGGUCAAAUUGUGAGGAAAUCAGGGAUGUUUUUGCAGGGCUGGGGUAGUUUGGAUGUGUGUUUGUAGGGGGUGUGGAAGCUCUUCAGAUAGGAGUGUUUUUUGGGAUCUGUGUAAAGUGUUCCCAGGAGUUUCUGGCUGGCAUCAGCUGUGAUUCAGGGAUAAAAUCCUCCUUCCUGGGCAACACUGAGGCGAGUGGGCCAAAAAAAGAGCUCUGACUCCCUCGUUGUGGCUGCGUUCAGAUGAGAUCCUCCAUCCUGGAUGUGAGUUUUUGUUCCCUCAGGCUCCCACGAUGUUUGCCCAGUGCUCCCGGAAUUCCCUGAGCCCCGUGGUGCUGCUGGUGCUGCUGGGCUGCCUCCUGUGCCCCCCAGCACAGGCCAGCAAGAGCUCCGAGGACAUUCGCUGCAAGUGCAUCUGCCCCCCGUACCGGAACAUCAGCGGGCACAUCUACAACAAGAAUGUGUCCCAGAAGGACUGCAACUGCCUGCACGUGGUGGAGCCCAUGCCAGUGCCUGGGAACGACGUGGAGGCCUAUUGCCUGCUCUGCGAGUGCAAGUACGAGGAGCGCAGCACCACCACCAUCAAGGUGAUCAUCAUCAUCUACCUGUCGGUGGUGGGGGCCCUGCUGCUCUACAUGGCCUUCCUGGUGCUCGUGGACCCCCUGAUCCGCAAGCCCGACCCCUACACCCACCCCCUGCACAACGAGGAGGAGAGCGAGGACACUCGCUCCUUGGCCGCAGUGCCCACCCCGGCCGGAGCCAGAGCCAACACGGUGCUGGAGCGCGUGGAGGGGGCCCAGCAGCGCUGGAAGAGGCAGGUGCAGGAGCAGAGGAAGACGGUGUUUGACCGGCACAAGAUGCUGAGUUAGAUCCCCGUGGGCCCUCGGCAUCGCUUCCCAGGACACGGGGCAGCUCCUGGAGCAGCCGCACAGGGAUCACCGUCGGGACACCGCGGUGUUGGACUGAAAGCUCGAACCCUUCCCUGAUUCACUGUCUCCAUCAGCCCCAAAUGCCUCCCCUGGUUCUGCCCCCUGCCCUUCCCCUCGCAGAGCCCAGAGGCUCCUUCCCCUGCCCGGCUGAUCCUGGGGCUGCGUGAGGAAGCCCCGGACUCCUGGGGCUCCAUCAGCCCCCCCACAUCAGACAGGGAUCUCAGCACGGAGCGCUGGGAGCUGGCUGAGUCUUCCUCAGAUACAAACAGUGGGGUAAUUUUGAUGUGGGAUAAAUUAUGUGAUGCUCCUCCAGGAUGAAGCAGCCACCUCUUCCUCCUCUUCCUCCGGCGUGCACUGAUGUUAACUGGGCAUUGUGGUGCACGUGUGCAGCACUGGGAGGGAGAGGAGGGGGUUCCUGCCAGCUGCUGCUUCCCCUUAUCCUGGUGUAAAUGGAGAGAUUUCCACACCCCAGUGAAGUCUGUCCAGGUUUACACGGGCACAAGCGAGGCUGCAGCUUGUUUCUGUGCAGGUGAACAUCACCAACCCAAUUAGUACCUGCACCAGGAGGAGUCCAGCAGGUGAAACCAGCUGAUUUACAUUUAUAUCUUUUCAUUCUUUAGCAGUGGGUAAAAACCUCCCGGGGAGAAACCUUUCCGUUUGUGCCCAUGCUGGUGACCCUUGGUGCUCUCCCAGUGAGGGCAGAGCAUUUGUGUCCAAGAGAACCAGGGCAAAGGCUCUCCUGGAGCACUGGAAACACUUGUCUGGGCCUUGGGGCCCUGGGGAGGGGACACUUGUGCGACUCAAAGCACUCUGAGAGCUCUGGCCGGACUUGGGCUGUGUGGAGGAAACCAAAGUGAUUCUGUGAUGUGCACACUGAGAACAUUUGGAAUGUCAGGAGGUGCUGGAGUUCAUCGUGUAGCAUCUCUCUAUUAAAUGCAGACUAAGAUCCACUA